Cetraspora pellucida is the source of this 1149-nucleotide messenger RNA. The record is from the annotation of a GenBank genome assembly. Lineage: Eukaryota; Fungi; Glomeromycota; Glomeromycetes; Diversisporales; Gigasporaceae.
AUGCGUGAUAAAUUAUUAAUUAAAUUUUUCAUUAGUCUAUUUAUAAUUACACUUCUCAUUAAUUUAUUUCAAGCUCAAUCUGUAAUAGAUCCAAACGCAUAUAAUCUAACUGCAUUAUGCGCGCAAUAUAUCUCGUCUGCUGCUGAUGACAAAUCUCUAAACAACUGCAUUCCAAUUAAAUCCUUGGAAUUGAGCUUGCCAUUACUCUUUGAUAAAUCCUCGAGUAACCCAACAGGAAAGCUAAACGUUCUCUCACAACUGGUAAAAGAUACAUGUGCAUUAAAACCAUGCUCAAAUGAUGUAAUCCUGCAAUUACUUCAAACACUAAAAUCUCAAUGCUCUCAAGAUCUCGAAUCAAAAAAUUUAAUAAUCACAACGUUCUUUGAGUUGUUUAAUUAUUAUGAUUUAGUUAGAGAUAUUAUAUGUUUAAGAGAUUCUGCGAACAAAUAUAAUUCUUUCUGCGUUUUGGAGACUCUAGUAAAUAUUGGUAAUGCUCUCAACAGCACAUCAUCAGCUCCCAAUAAUGUUAAUAGACGUUCCCCAGAUAAUAUUGUUUCUAAACGUUGUAUACAAAAAACUAAUAUCGACAACACGAACAUUGAGGACUUAGGUGGUUCAACCGUAAUCACUACUCGCAUUUUUUUUUCAAAAGUGUCCAACAUUCCUACGUCUACUGCUUCGGAAAUCUUUGGAAAUUCUAAAACGACAAGUAUCGCUGAAUCUACCACUAUGGCUACAACCAAUAAUGCUAUUAGUUCAUCUACCCCUAUUCCGAUUCCACAAAGUACUUUCAAUGCUCCACAAAGUAUCUCCAAUGAUACUUGCCCACCUGAUAUGUCGCUAAUGUCAGUAAUGAAACCUCUAUUAAGUUUGUCAAGCCAAGUGAUUUGUACAGAUUGCAAUAAGGCAAUUUUCACAAAAAUCCUUUUGUAUACGAAAAAAGCUCCAACGGCAUUCAAUUGCACACCAUUUGGGCCAAUAGUUUCAAUGGCUCCCGCAUUUUUUUCUCAAAAAUGUGACCCUCAAUUCCUUGAUCAAAAUAUUCCAAGUAGUAUUUCUAGUGCAACUUCAAUUUUGGAACAUGUUAGUUUUCAUGAAUUAUUAGGGAUUGGUUGUUUAUCCCUUUGGUUUGGUAACUGCUUAAUUUAA